AUGAGGCCCAGCAAGGCAGACGUGGAGCGGUAUAUCGCCUCCGUGCAGGGUUCCGCCCCUGCGCGGAGAGAGAAGUCAAUGAAAGGAUUCUAUUUUGCGAAGCUGUACUACGAAGCUAAAGAAUAUGAUCUUGCUAAAAAAUACAUAUCUACAUAUAUUAAUGUGCAAGAGAGGGAUCCCAAAGCUCACAGAUUUGGGGGUCUUCUCUAUGAAGCUGAAGAAAACACAGACAAAGCUGUUGAAUGUUAUAAGCGUUCAGUGGAAUUAAACCCAACACAAAAAGAUCUUGUGUUGAAGAUUGCAGAAUUACUUUGUAAAAAUGAUGUUACUGAUGGAAGAGCAAAAUACUGGAUUGAAAGAGCAACUGAACUUUUCCCAGGAAGUCCUGCAAUUUAUAAGUUAAAGGAACAGCUUUUAGAUUGUAAAGGUGAAGAUGGAUGGAAUAAACUUUUUGACUUGAUUCAGUCAGAACUUUAUACAAGACCUGAUGAUGUCCAUGUGAAUAUACGACUAGUGGAGCUGUAUCGAUCAAAUAAAAGAUUGAAGGAUGCUGUGGCCCACUGUCAUGAGGCAGAGAGGAACAUAGCUUUGCGUUCAAGUUUAGACUGGAAUUUGUGUGUUGUGCAGACCCUUACGGAAUAUCUGGAGUCUUCAUGUUUGGAAUCUGAUAAAAAUGACUGGCAAGCAACCAAUAAAGACUUACUUCUGGCUUAUGUUAACCUUAUGCUACUUACACUUUCCACCAGAGAUUUUCAAGAAAGUAGAGAAUUACAGGAAAGGUUUGAUAGUGCUCUUCAGUCUGUGAAAUCCUCUGUAGGUGGAAAUGAUGAACUGUCAGUUACUUUCUUAGAAAUGAAAGGACAUUUCUACAUGCAUGCUGAUUCUCUGCUUUUGAAGAUGGGUCAGCAUAGUGAUGUACAAUGGUGAGCUCUCUCUGAGCUGGCUGAAUUGUGCUAUCUCAUAGCAUUUCAUGUCCUGAGACCAAAGAUUAAAUUAAUAAAAGGAGAAAAUGGACAGAAUUUACUGGAAAUGAUGGCCCAUGAUCAUCUCAGCCAAUCAGGGCACAUGUUGCUGAACUUAAGUCGUGGCAAGCAAGAUAUUUUAAAGGAGGUUGUGGAAUCUUUUGCCAAUAAAAGUGGACAGUCUGCCCUGUAUGAUGCUCUGUUUUCUAGUCAAUCACCUAAGGAGAGAUCUUUCCUUGGUAGUGAUGAUAUUGGAAACAUUGAUGUACAAGCUCCAGAGCCUGGUGAUUUGGCUAGAUAUGAUGUUGGUGCUAUUCGAGCACACAAUGGUAGUCUUCAGAUGUUGAGAGCCAUGGCCAGGUCAAGAUGGUGCCUGGCAUUUUGCCAGAAGGGGCGGCUCCUGUUGCCUCGGGUGCCCGCUACUUUUGAGUUCUCGCGGAGUUUCAGUUGA
Molecule: messenger RNA, 1413 nt
Organism: Marmota monax (woodchuck)
Lineage: Eukaryota; Metazoa; Chordata; Mammalia; Rodentia; Sciuridae
Product: RANBP2-like and GRIP domain-containing protein 5/6
Molecular function (GO): protein binding
Source: RefSeq, a predicted model, not a curated record